This is a messenger RNA of Phycodurus eques (leafy seadragon), 1249 nucleotides long. RefSeq names its product tetraspanin 13b (gene tspan13b). The transcript is spliced from 6 exons. The coding region runs from base 151 to 762 and encodes 203 amino acids. Gene Ontology annotation, cellular component: membrane. The record is from RefSeq and is a predicted model, not a curated record. Lineage: Eukaryota; Metazoa; Chordata; Actinopteri; Syngnathiformes; Syngnathidae.
UUCCCGAACGGCGGAGGUUGGAGGUUCUAUCUGCCGGUUUGCCUCUCAUCGCUGCUGAAAAAACGCUUCGGCUCGCCCUGAUAUCGAGAUCAUAUUUAAUAUACAUCUGCUGCGAGCUUGUGUUCCCUAUUUAUUUAUUUCUUGUCCAAAAUGGGUUGCGCUGGAUUCACCUGCUCCAAACACUCCCUGUGUGCGCUCAACAUCCUCUAUGUUAUGGUGAGCUUGCUGAUGAUUGGAAUCGCAGCAUGGGGAAAGUGGUUCGGUCUGGUCUCCAGUUUCCAGGUGGUGGGUGGCGUCAUAGGAGUGGGCGUCUUCCUCUUCUUUGUUGCUCUGGCUGGCCUCAUUGGUGCGAUGAAACACCACCAAGUCCUCCUCUUCUUUUACAUGAUCAUCCUGUUCAUGGUGUUUAUCGUGCAGUUCUCUGUUUCCAGUGCAUGCCUGGCUAUCAACAAAGAGCAACAGGAUCAUCUGCUCGAGGUCGGCUGGAAUAACUCGCGUAGCACCCAGAGGGACGUGGAGAAGAGCCUCAACUGCUGCGGCUUCCGACAGGUGGACCUCAACGCCACCUGUGACGCUGCCUGUUUUCCCAAUCACUCCUGUUUGCCGUGCGCUGAUAAGAUCCAGGAACACGCAGAUGAAGUCCUACGUUUCGUAGGAGGGACUGGACUCUUUUUCAGUUUCACUGAGAUUCUGGGCGUGUGGCUCACAUAUCGCUACAGGAACCAGAAGGACCCCCGAGCGAACCCCAGUGCGUUCCUGUGAAACAGCCACCAACUUCUGUCUUCGGACCAGUCCCCGUUUGGGCUUCACCUGUAAAUACGAGAACAAUCAAACUGCGUACACUGUACAAGAGCAAUUUUGGUUUUAUAACUGUAUGUUGUUCAUUCAGAAAGUAUUAACGGAGCUGGCCUACGCUCUUUUUGUCUUGUUGUAUUGUUGCUUUAACGAGAGUCCCACUGAAUGCAAUAAUCUGCACAAAUCGACAUAAUACUAUGAAUUAUGAUUUGAACCAUGCCUGAAGAGUGCUGUGAGGACUGGAAGGAGUUGUAUGGUUGCGUGUCUGAGAAAAUAGAUGUUCUGAGCCUCGACCAGCUUGUCUUGCCUCUGACUGCAUCCUGAGUGUAUUUGGCCUUUUUUGCAUGACUCUUGUCAAUACAAAGCGUGUCAGAACUGCACCGGGGAUUCUGUGAGUCAACCAUCUCAGACUUUGUACUGUCAAACCACAAUAAAACACUGAAGGAGUAAAUGA